Messenger RNA from Magnolia sinica, 985 nucleotides. RefSeq names its product ADP-ribosylation factor 2. The record is from RefSeq and is a predicted model, not a curated record. Bases 153 to 698 code for a protein of 181 amino acids. Gene Ontology annotation, biological process: vesicle-mediated transport; intracellular protein transport. The transcript is spliced from 7 exons. Gene Ontology annotation, molecular function: GTPase activity; GTP binding. NCBI's taxonomy places the organism in Eukaryota, Viridiplantae, Streptophyta, Magnoliopsida, Magnoliales, Magnoliaceae. Gene Ontology annotation, cellular component: cytoplasm.
GGCGCAUGUGCAGGGGCUAAUUGCGUUUGCGCCGUAGCUUCGUUUACAUCCACUCUCCUAUAAAACGCCACCAUACCCUUCUCUCUCUUUCCGACUUUUCCCUGAUCAGAUCCUCUCCUCUCUUCCUCUGCUGCUUUGGAUUGUAGGUGAAAAUGGGGCUCACGUUUACGAAGCUGUUCAGCCGUCUGUUCGCAAAGAAGGAGAUGAGGAUUUUGAUGGUCGGUCUUGAUGCCGCCGGUAAAACAACUAUCCUUUACAAGCUCAAGCUUGGAGAGAUCGUCACCACCAUCCCCACUAUAGGUUUCAAUGUUGAAACAGUUGAGUACAAGAAUAUCAGCUUCACUGUUUGGGAUGUUGGGGGUCAGGACAAGAUCAGACCGCUAUGGAGGCACUAUUUCCAAAACACACAGGGACUCAUUUUUGUUGUUGACAGCAAUGACAGAGACCGUGUAGUUGAGGCAAGGGAUGAACUCCACAGGAUGCUGAAUGAGGAUGAACUGCGAGAUGCUGUAUUGCUUGUUUUUGCAAACAAGCAGGAUCUUCCAAAUGCAAUGAAUGCUGCUGAAAUUACUGACAAGCUUGGGCUUCAUUCCCUACGCCAGCGACACUGGUACAUCCAAAGCACCUGUGCCACAUCUGGGGAGGGACUGUACGAGGGGCUUGAUUGGCUCUCAAACAACAUUGCCAACAAGGCUUGAAAUAUCCAAAGACGGUUGGAGAUAUGAUGGUCCUCGCUCAAGUGCAUUUGCUAGCACAACAAUGGAGUUUGAAAACUUUGGCACUGCAGGCUUUCAAUUGUUUCAGUAUUAUUGUGAUGAUAGUUCUUCUCUCCUAUUUACCUUUUCUUAUUUUUUUUUGUGUUUUGUGUUAUAUGGAUUUUUUUUUUUGGCCACCCCCUCUUAGCCUAAGAAUCAUUUGUUGCCGGCAUUAUAGGUGGUUCUGAAGAGAUGGUUGUUUGUGAGUUACUGGAAAUUAGUUCCUUCUA